Molecule: messenger RNA, 849 nt
Organism: Funneliformis mosseae
Lineage: Eukaryota; Fungi; Glomeromycota; Glomeromycetes; Glomerales; Glomeraceae
Source: the annotation of a GenBank genome assembly
UGUGUUUUCUCGCAUUCGACCGCUCAAUCCCUUAAUCAAGAAAGGAGGUACUAUUUAGCCUCUUUGCCUCAAAAACGAAAGAGGAAAAUAAGCAAAAAGAGUCAGAAAAUCAUCGAAAAUACCAAGGCUUUAGAUGUACCCGAAGCAGAUCUUGUCAAAAUCAUGGGUUCUGCAUUACAACCACCUCAAAAGAAAGUAAAGACUGGUGAUGUACAGAAAACGGAUCACCAGUCGAUGAUGAAUUCAAUUUCUCAAAUGACAGAUAACCUUUCCCUUUCGUCAUCAACAAGUGGAGGUUGCAACUUUUCCACAUCAGCUCAAGGGAGUAGACAAUCAUCCGAGAAUCCUAAUAUGGCAAUAGUGGCUUCAACAUCAAAUGCGAGAAAACACACUGUAGAAAUUGUUACCGAUUCAUGCCCACAAUCAGAAACCAUUUCAUACGAAAUCAACCCAAGUCCAGUAAACAACGUCGAGAUGCGUAGUCUUAAAUCUCGUGAAAUAAAGCAACCCGAGACGGAAAAUCGUUAUAAGAUUAUGAUGGCUGAUGCCAUACAAAAAUUGGCUAUCGCAACUCUCGCUAUGAAGCAUAAUCCUGAAUAUGGGCCUUGUGAAUUAGAAAGCGUGGUUAAUAAAUUUAAGAUAAAGAAAUUAGGAAAAGAUCCUAAAUUAACGAAACAAUCCUAUAGUAAUACGUUGCUGGAAAUCUUUAAUAAUGGUGGUAUAGACACGGUUAUGGAUCGACUAGAAGAAAAUCUGUCUUCCCAUUUAAAAUGUCAACCAAAGGAUGAGAAGAGAAAUAGGAAGAGAUCGGCUGCUGUAAACGAUGAACAGUCAAUGAAUGAAAAGUAG